AGGGUGGGGGGGAGGGGGCUGCCAAGAUGGCGUCGUCCUCCGGGUCGUCGACGCUCGGGACUACCUCCUUGGAGUUGGGGAGCAGUAGCUGCUCCUCCAGUUUAGUACAAUCAUCAUUCAAAAAAUCUUUGACCACUUCCUCUGAGGUAUCUGGCUCCUCUGGUCCAGUCAAGAAAAUAGGACAUAGAAGUGUUGAUCCCUCUGGGGAAACAACAUAUAAAAAGACAACCUCAUCAGCCUUGAAAGGUGCCAUUCAGUUAGGCAUUACCCAUACCGUUGGCAGUCUUAGCACCAAACCAGAGCGGGAUGUCCUCAUGCAAGACUUCUAUGUAGUGGAGAGUAUCUUCUUCCCCAGUGAAGGGAGCAACCUGACCCCUGGCCAUCAUUAUAAUGACUUCCGUUUUAAGACUUAUGCCCCUGUUGCUUUCCGAUACUUCCGAGAGUUAUUCGGAAUACGGCCUGAUGACUACCUGUAUUCCCUAUGUAGUGAGCCACUAAUUGAGCUCUGCAACUCUGGAGCCAGUGGCUCCAUCUUCUACGUGUCCAGUGAUGACGAAUUUAUCAUCAAGACUGUCCAGCACAAAGAGGCCGAGUUCUUGCAGAAGUUGCUGCCAGGAUACUACAUGAACCUGAAUCAGAAUCCACGGACUCUGUUACCCAAAUUCUACGGGCUGUACUGUGUACAGGCAGGUGGCAAGAACAUUCGAAUUGUGGUGAUGAACAACCUACUUCCACGCUCAGUCAAAAUGCAUGUCAAGUAUGACCUCAAGGGCUCAACCUACAAACGACGGGCUUCACAGAAAGAGCGAGAAAAAGUGUUCCCCACCUACAAAGACCUAGACUUCUUGCAAGACGUGCCAGAUGGCCUCUUCUUGGAUUCUGACAUGUAUAAUGCCCUGUGCAAGACGCUGCAGCGAGAUUGCUUGGUGCUACAAAGCUUCAAGAUCAUGGACUAUAGUCUGCUGGUGGCGAUUCACAACAUGGAGCAUGCCCAGAGAGAACGGCUGCCCACUGAAAUGGGCUCUGGAAAUGACACCCGAAAACCAGCCCCACAGAAGGCUCUCUAUUCCACAGCUAUGGAGUCCAUCCAGGGGGAGGCCCGACGGGGUGGCACCAUGGAAUCAGAGGACCAGAUGGGUGGCAUUCCUGCCCGAAACAAUAAAGGGGAUCGACUGCUGCUUUAUAUCGGUAUCAUUGACAUUCUACAGUCUUAUAGGUUCAUGAAGAAGCUGGAACAUUCAUGGAAAGCUCUGGUCCAUGAUGGGGACACGGUGUCAGUGCAUAGGCCGGGUUUCUAUGCCGAGCGUUUCCAUCGAUUCAUGUGCCAUACAGUAUUCAAGAAAAUUCCCUUGAAGCUCUCUCCUUCCAAAAAGAGUCGGAUCAGUUCAUCCCUUCGUCGCAUGGGCCCAGGUGGAAACUCUCUCUCCCCUUCCCAACUGACAGUCCCUGUCUCUGGAGAUAACAAAGCAGAAAUGACAACACAGGUGGAAGUAGAACCAGGUGUCUACUUUCACCGCCCUGAUUUACUCCCCCGAACUCCACCAGUGGACGAGACCAAUAGUGACUCUGCUGCCACCACCCUUUCUACCUCUCCAGGCAGUGAGAAAUUCAACACACCAGCUAACAGGUUCAUGGGUGUGCAGGUUCACCUUCCUGUGGGCUCAAGCUCAGAGAUCCUGAGAAGGGCGAGAAACCUCAGUCUUGAUAGUUCACCUCCCUCAGAAAGAAUUGACGCUGUCGAGUCAGAAUUCAGCUGUGUGAGUGACUGGGAUUUGGGGAGUGAGAAAAAACCCAACAGAGGACCUGGCACUUGGAAUUAGAUUCUUCCAUCAUUGUGGUCCCAAGGUGUCAGCCCCAAUCCCAGCGCUGCUGAGCUCCCCCUUUCCUGGCUAUUGAAAAGGAGAAUAGUAGAGUCUGGGAGAACCUUCUCCCCAAACUCCUGAAGAGGAGCCUCUUCCCCACCCCCAGGAUGGGCAUUAAUUAGUGCCUUAGGCAGUCCGGCAGUGUCAUUGUGUGGAGAGCAUCCCGGAUCCCAAGUUGAGUGGCCCCCAUUCUGCACUUCCUGCUCAGCUUCCAGAGUUGACUUUAGGACUGUGCCCUCUCCAAAACUGAAAGUAGGGCUGGUGGACUAUGCGGUUCUCUUCCGCCUUCCUUGCCUCUUUUUUAGCAGCUGGACUCUGUUCUUUUGCAGCAGGCUGGCUGACCGCCCCAACUGCGGCUCUCUCCUUGCCUUCAGGAGGGGAGGUUCUCUGUAACUUUGCUAAAGGUUUUUUGGAAAGUAGGGGUGUUCCUACCCCCUCCUUGGCUUGGGUUUUCAGAAGCUCCUCACACUCCCUCCCCUUUUCUUUUUUAAAAAAAGAUUUCAAGCCAAUUUCAGAACAAGAAGUUGGACCCUGGCCACCUCAGAGGCCUCAAGCAGUGAGAUGUUCGGGGGAAGGAGUGCGGGCUCCCCAUAAAGAGGAGAAAGGCUGGUAAAGCACAUGUCAGUGACAACUAUGACUCCAGGAGAAUCCUCUUUGCAUCACAUUAUGAGUUUCUCCUGUCUCAAGAAUCUGAGAUACGAGACAAGGGCCUAUACAUCGAUAAACACAAUACUCACUUGGAGUGGCCGUGGGAUAAGUCAGAGAUCUUCUGACCAGGAUCCCUGCUGACUGUCAGGCCACACUGAUUAUUACUCUCUGCGAUUUGAAAUAUUUUCUGGUUGUUUUCCUGAAUAUAAAGACUUAUCAAGUGAAUCUUGUAUCCUUCUUCAAAGGAUUUCCCUCCUUGCUCUUUCUUACCUGUUGCAACAGUGUCUUGUCUGGGGAACUGGGUCAGGAGGGUGGACAGCUUUACGUAUGUAACAGGCAGUCCUCAAUGGUGAGACAGAGGAAUGUAACGUCUCUGGAAUCUGUUCUUGAGUCAUUUGACUUGUGCAGUGGUGCCAUCCCUGCAUCCUCAAGUGAAGAGAGAUUGGGGAGAAGGUACUUUAGACCACUGUUCCCCAAUGACAAGGAGUAAAAGUCUCCACCUUGCCACUCUGGUCUUGUGGGAAUAAUGGGGGCUGGAGUCUCAGGCAGACUGUUGAAUCCCCAUUCCCCUUUUCCCCUUCUUUCCCCCUAUCAGGUUAGUCUGUACCCAAGUAACUGUCUAUAUUAGACACCCCGACCCCCACCUGAAGCCAGUUUCUGGCCUUCUGUCUUUGCUGCCAUUUUUUAAAUAAGAAGGAAACAGAAUUCUUGCUAUUUUUUUCAUGAUUUACUAUUUAUGAAGUAUUUAAGUGUUUUAUUCAGGGCAGAGUUAUUCUCUAGGGGGUGGGAGGGAAACAGAAUAUUGGAGAGAGGUCUGGGUCUCUGUAUGGCAGGUGGAAUUAGAAGGGAAGGGGACUCAACAUUUCUAUGAAGCGUCACUAUCUGCCUCUACUUUGUAUUGUUCAAAAAUGGCAAAUGCAUUAUAAAAUGAUGAGUACCUGGUUUUAAUGUAUUAAAACUUUUCUCAAUUAUUUUAAUCCCUUUUAAAAA
This is a messenger RNA of Vombatus ursinus (common wombat), 3500 nucleotides long. Its product is annotated as phosphatidylinositol 4-phosphate 5-kinase type-1 alpha-like. The transcript is spliced from 16 exons. Gene Ontology annotation, molecular function: phosphatidylinositol kinase activity. Bases 27 to 1820 code for a protein of 597 amino acids. NCBI's taxonomy places the organism in Eukaryota, Metazoa, Chordata, Mammalia, Diprotodontia, Vombatidae. Gene Ontology annotation, biological process: phosphatidylinositol metabolic process. The record is from RefSeq and is a predicted model, not a curated record.